UGCGCACACCAUGUAAUCCUUCCGCCAUGGUAUAUAUGAGAUUUGUCAGUCUGAAUUUACUUGAAUUUACUGUCGAUAGCAAUCAAAUUCCGAAGUUUCGUUGAAUUUCAUGAACGAAUGAUUGAGUUACGCAACGGAUAAGAGAGUGGUAGAAAAAAAAAAGUAGACGUACGCAGUGUGUGGUAGUGUGGAUAUAACCGUCGUUUGUCGUGUAAAUCCACAGGAGCGACAGCGUCGAGAAAAAUGAGCGAGCUCGUUUGGGGCAUAAAAAACGGUGAUCUCGAGCAAGUACGAGACAUCGUCGAGAACAAGAACAUUGAUGUAAAUCAAAUGAUCGAUGGAAGAACGCCACUACAUUACGCAGCAGAUUAUGGUCAAAGCGAAGUUGUCAGAUAUUUAUUGGAGAAAGGAGCAAAUGCCAAUGCUACAGAUAAGCAUGGAAUCACAACGUUGUUGGCGGCGAUAUGGGAGGGACAUACGAACUGCGUAAAAUUGCUAUUGGAAAAAGGUGCUAAACCAGAUGGUUUAACGCCAGAUGGCACAAGCUAUCUGGACGCAGCCGAGAAAGAUGAGAUUAAACAGCUCCUGAAACUCCACUAGCAUAAAGCCAAACAAAAUGCGGUAUUAUAAUUUUGUUACUUUGGUAUGUUAAUGUUCCUCCUUAUAGAGAGAGAGACUAUUCUAUCAGCUUUGUUUUGAUUUUUUUGUCUAUGAUGACUAGGAUAUGUCGUAUAUUUAAGCACUCUAAAUUAAAUAAAGAUAGGUACGUGGAUGCUGUUUUAUAAUAAUAAUAAUAAUAUACUGCAUGUCGAGAGAUAGUAUAAUGAAGAGCUCAUAUCCUUCUCGCAAUAAUUCUUCAUGGUUCUAAAUAUACAUAUAAGUAACAGAUUUAUCAUAACAAAAUAUUAUUCUUUUGUAGCUGAAACAAGUUACGAAAAUUAAUUUAGUUUAAGGUGGUUCUUUAGUAAAUCAAGUUACCACAGAAAUGCUAAAUUUCUUUAUAUAAUGAAGUCGAAGUAACGAACUUGACAUAUGCAAAAUUCUAGAGUAGAUUAACGAUGAAAUGAGAG
Mycetomoellerius zeteki is the source of this 1070-nucleotide messenger RNA. RefSeq names its product myotrophin. Gene Ontology annotation, cellular component: BRCA1-A complex; BRCA1-BARD1 complex. The coding region runs from base 244 to 600 and encodes 118 amino acids. Gene Ontology annotation, biological process: protein K6-linked ubiquitination. The record is from RefSeq and is a predicted model, not a curated record. The transcript has 3 exons. NCBI's taxonomy places the organism in Eukaryota, Metazoa, Arthropoda, Insecta, Hymenoptera, Formicidae. Gene Ontology annotation, molecular function: ubiquitin-protein transferase activity; protein binding.